Marmota flaviventris (yellow-bellied marmot) is the source of this 3225-nucleotide messenger RNA. It is a transcript of the gene Prrt4, whose product is annotated as proline rich transmembrane protein 4. The record is from RefSeq and is a predicted model, not a curated record. Lineage: Eukaryota; Metazoa; Chordata; Mammalia; Rodentia; Sciuridae.
AUGGCAGGGCAUGGCUGCCUUGGGAUGGGCCUGUUCUGCUGGGUCCUGCUUGCUGUUCCUGUGGGCCCCCAGCCUGCCUCCUCCGUCCCAGGUGCCUCUCUAACCACUUUGACCCCGCCACCUCAAAGUGAGGCCUCUAUGCUCUCCCUCAACCUGGGACUUAACUUCAAAUUUCAUCUUCGGGGACCAGCUGCUGUCUGGGGGAGCCCUGUCACAGAGACCCAGCCUCUGUCUCCUGGGCCAGGCCAGGAACCAGAAGAGGUUGCCAGUGUGCUGAGGACUGACCCCAUUUGGGAACUGCUGGUGGGCUCCCCCAGGAACUCUCCCCCAGAGUGGGGCUCUGCUGAAGGCAGUUCUGUGCCCUGGGCCUCCUCCUUGACUCUUGAGUCCACAUCACCACUUUCUGGGCCCACCGACCAGCCCACUGCUCCCUAUCAGCCCAGGAUGGGCACUGUGACUUGGGCCACUGCUUUGACGGCGACAGCACCUCCAUCCAGUAUUCCCAGGCUCCACCAGAGCGAGCUGGAGCUGAAGUUUGAUGUGGCACUGAGAGCGGGUGCAGCCCCCACACUUGGGCAUCGAACAUUACCCCUGCUUCCCAGCCUUCGAGCCAGCCUGGCAGAGAUUGCUGGGCGUUUGGGACCCUUUGGGUUUUUUGGCACUACUCUGUCCCCACUCCGGAACUUCUCAGGCUUGAACCCCCCAGGCACAACAAUAUCCCCAAGCUCUGCUUCUAAAGUGUCAGAUUCUCCAGGGUUCUUUGGCAGUACUCUGUCCCCACCCCUACCUACCUUGGAAAGGAAGCUCUCAAGCCCAAGUCUGCUGGACCCAGCUACUUCCCUAAGCUCUGCUUCAACUGAAACAACACUGAUGCAACGUGACCCCACCAUCACCACCUCUGAUGACCCAUCUCCUGCCAGCCUUGGGAACCCUUCAGUGCAGCCAGAAUGUGGGCCAGACUCCUGCAGUGUGGGAGAGUUACCUGACCAUGAGGUGCAGCCUCCUGCCUCCCCGCUGCCUCUCUUCUUCCUGACCCUGGAGGCCGACUGGACAGAGGCCAGGGCUCACUGGGGGCUGGCCUGGGAGGCCCAUGUGUAUGGGGCAGGCGCUCUCUUCGGCCUGGUGGCCUUGCUAGCACUACUGGCUUUGGCCCUCUUGCCUUGGCGCUGCCCGCCCGGCGCCCCCUGCCUGGCGUUGCUGGACCUGCUGCUGCUGUCUGCGGGGACCACGCGGGCUUUUCCACUCUUCUACGACGCCUAUGGGCACCGGGACCGGCUGCCGGCGCUGGCCUGGCUGCUGCUGCAGGACCUUCCUCUGCCCUGCCUGGCAGCCGGCUUGGGGCUGGCCUGCCUGCUUCUGGCUCGGCCUCGCCCGCCGCGGUGCCCCGCCGGAUUGGCCGCGCUGUUGCUUCUGGGGCUAGGGCUGUCGGCCGCCGCAGCGCUUGGCAGCGCCGCGCAUCGCCCGCUGCGGCCCCUGCGGCUCGUCUCGCGCGGGCUGCACGCCUUCCUUGCCGCGCUCCUUUCAGGGCUCCUGCUGGCGCUCUCCUGCUGGCGAGGUCGGCGGCGGCGGGCUGGAGCGCCCCUGGGAGGGUCUGGCUUCAAGGGAUCUACCCCUGUCCCGCAGGCGCGCAGCCCUUUCGCCCCCCGUGAGUCCUGGCGGCGCGCGGCGCGCACUGCUCCGGUGGCUGGCACUUUCGGGCUGUUGAGCGGAGCCCUGCAAGGCUACGAGGUUCUUCACGCCCUAGGUUAUGGAGGCCAACCUGGCCUAGAGGGGCCUUGGCCCUGGUGGGCCUUCCAGCUAGGCCUGCGCCUGGGCGAGGUGGGUGUCGCACUCCCGCUGGCGCUGCUGGGACUUUACCCCGCGCUCUGCAGUCCCCGCGUGCCUCCGCGUUGCUGGGCUAAGCUCUUCCGAUUGUCCCCGGGCCAUGCGGCUCCGCUCCUGCCAGGGGGCUGGGUCACUGGGCCCCCAGACAAGGAGCCUCUGGGUAGCGCCAUCGCACGUGGCGACACCGAGUUGCUUCAGUUGUGCGCCCUGGCAGGGCCAGGCCCAGACCUCUUACUCCAGGGAGGUGGCUGCCGGGGCUUCAAAGGCACCGCGGCCAACUCGGCCCAGUCCCCCGCCUCUUCCCCUUGCAGCGAUUGCACCGUAGACUUCCGCCCGCCCUCCCCAAUCAACCUGCGGCGCAGCAUCGAGGAGGCCCUCUGCAGCGAGGCGCUGCUGGCUCCCGGUCUCUUCCAGGGCCCUGCCUUCGGGGAAGCCCUGCCUGGGCUCGGCCUCUAUCGCACAGCCUCGCUAGGGACCAAGACAGGGACUGGGCCCAGUGGAAAGUCGGAGGAGACCCCCAGUUCCCCGGCGCCUCCGGAGCUCCCCUCUCCUGGGGCCUGGCCCGCCGGCAGCAGCGCCUCCUCGGGUUCUCUGUGUGGACUCUCGCGGGACAGCUCGUCCAUGCUGCUGUGUUCCAGCCCCGAUAGGCCCCUACGCUGUCCACUGGUUUGCGUCCUCAGUCCUCCGCGGCCCUCAGGAAGCAGCCCCAGCCUCCCAGCUUCCGGAUCCUACCAGGCCUUGUCCCCACCCUCCCGCGACUCCCCAGAGCCAGCUCCUGAGCUGCAGGCCGAGGAGGUUUUACUGCAGGAGCAGUUCCUGGAUGCCUGCCGACAGAUCGACGAGCUGAGCGUGGGGAGCGACACCAUAGACCUGUGAAGGGGCAGCCACUUAGCUGCUCUGUCCAUGGGCCCCUUUGUGGUGCCUGUUGUGGCCAAGACCUGCACACUGUAACCUUUUCCCCAAUCCUGCCUGGGUCAGAUAGCUCCCCUGCUUCCUUCCUCCUCCAUGGGGUGGGUGAGUCAGUAGCCGGGCUCUGUUGAUUGGGACUCAGUGCCAUCUUCUCUGGAGCCCUGGGCUCAGAUGCCCUCAGCUGUAAUUUUAGGCCAGCAGGAAUCUCACUAUCCUUGGCCUGUGCCAGCAAUAAAGCUCCAAGGUGCUCCAACCUCUGACUACUACUUCCCACUCUGGUGCUGAGUGAGAGGAACUGUCCUCAGAAGACCUGGGGCCCUGCCUCUGCCCCAUACCCACCUUUGCCAUGCCCAGAAACCCCACCUCUGUGGAGAGUGAGACUCCCUGUUCUCCAUCAGACCCUUCCUCACAGAAGGGUCCAUGGCCCGUCCUGGAGACCUUAUAGCAGUUGGGUGGGAGAUAAACACUUUCAGAGUUAAUUUAUCAAUAAAA